AUGCUCGAGAAUAAACACGGGUCGGGAUUCGAAGGAACGUGUGAACGGCGGCAUAACGCGAGUGUGGGCGCGAAGGGCAGCCGCUCGCGCGCCUCAGCUUCGGCCAAGGCCUCGCUCGCCAGCUCGCCCCGUCUCCUGCCUCUGCCCUCACGCAGGGAGCCUCGGCUUCCCGCCGGCUCCAUUUCCCUCAGGCGGAGCCCCCCUCAGCGCCAGAUCCCCGGAAGGCCUCUCCCGUCCCCGCUUUUCCCCGACAGGAAAUCCUGGCUGGGUUGGGCGCUUGAAGGGAGCGGAGGGAGCCGCGGUAAGCGCCGGGUUCCGGGGGAAGUGGAAUUAUUUUUUACCAGCGAAGAAGAGAUCAACUUCCACAUCCGGUAACAAGGGCCCUAUACAAAAAGGCGCAGACUGACCUGGAAAAGCUUGGCCGGCCCGGCCAUUGGAGGUGGGGGGAAAGGAAGGGAAGAGGAAGGGAGCAGGCCUCGCUUACCGUGCUGCCCGCGCCCGGCCGCCGCCGCCCACGAGCACGACGAGCAGGGGCGCCCAAGGCCGCCGCCGCUUCUCAUAGGCGCCCAAAAGCCCCACAAAAAAGUCCCCGCGCGCGCUCGGCGGAAGGACACAGGCGGCCGCUCUGGUGAGGAGUGAGGCGAGCGAGGAAGGAGGAGAGGCCCGAGGGGGCGGGGGAGCCAGCGCGGAGGACCCACUUUGGCCGCGCUGAGGCGCCUCUCCUGAGGAAUACCCUCCCCUUGUGGAAACGGGGAGGGGGCCGCGCCCCCGAGCUUGCGAACCGGAGGGGGCGCUUUCGCCCUCAUCGGGGCGCGGGAUUAUUUUACCGCACAAACGGUCGGUGGACAAAAGAGGGGGGAAGCGGCGGAGGGAUACGGCCGUCGGAGGAGGCGCACGGCGCACGCGCAGAGCCCGGAAGAAGGGAGGGGGAGACGAGGCGAGAAAGGGAGCCGCCAUCUUCUGCCGUUGGGGGUUUUCUUUUCCCGCCUGAACGGCGGAGGGGGUGGGGACGGGUUCAGAAGGGGAGGCGUGUUUAGGCUCCUCAACAGGCGCUUCACUGAGGGUAUUAGGUCUUUUUCAGCUCUAGGAUAGUAAGUCAAGAGGUGCCAAAGAGGAGUAUUAAUGUUCAGGUUGCAGUCCCAUGCCACCUACCUAGGAAUAGCUUCGUAGGUGUUACUUCAGAGCAGACACGUGUAGGAGUGGGCCGUGAGUUCGCAGUGAGAUCCUGUGCAAACCUCAAUAUGUUUCAGUGUGUUUCGUUUCCAGGGCAACGUAUGAGAGAGUGCAAAAAAGCAAGCUUGUGUCUGUAUGCUGCUCGGUGCAGUAUGGCUUACUCGCAAGUAAGUCUGCAUAGGAUUGUAGGUGAAAGAAAGCCACUUCAUAAACUUAAAUUAGAAAAUAAGUAGGGUAGCUCUGUUGGGCAGUGUGCGCAGCCAUGCAUUUCAAGCAAAGCACACACACACCCCAAAAAAAUCAUGGGAAAAGUUUGUACACACACACUGAAAUUCCCAAUACCUUUAAUAACUUUCCAGAAUUCUUCGACGGAGGCUGGAGUGUGCUUUGGAUGUAUGGUGUAUGCACAGCCUUAUUGUAAUUAGGGAAAAUUCAAAAAAGGAAUAGUGGGGUAAUACCAUUACUAGGACCCCACAAAAUGAGCAAUCUUCAUCAAGCCUGGUGAAUGGGGUGGGGAGCAUUCUGUGUGUGUUUUAUGAAGAAACCAUGCCCUGUCAAUUCACUGCAAUCACUGUACUCUGGGCAGCUCAGAACAAACCACGUUUCAAAAUAUAUUGUAAAUUUAAUAAAAUAUAAUUUGUAUUUAGUAAGUUUCCCAUAAGAUUCAGAGUGCUUUAUGUUGGCUACAUGACAGCUUCCACUGUGCCUUGUAACAGCAGAAUAUUACUGCAGGGUCAGUAGUGAAUGCAGGCUGCAAGCCAAGUGCAGACAGACUCCCAGAAAUGAGGAGCCUUUCUACUCCUUUCUUAUCUCAAUGUAUCUGCUGGUAUCUUGAUUCCAGGCCUAUGAACAUGUUUUUGUGAAGCGAUUCUUGCAGUACCAUCAGCAAAGCUGUGCUUUCAUUGUUCAUCCACUGUAACUAACCUGAUGCUGUUCUGUGAGAAAAACAGGUGGUUACCGCACAAACUGUGCCCCCACAUUUGUCCUGUUCUUCUAGUCCUCUCUUACCCUACAUUUCCACUUGCAAACCACUUUCUUACUUGUGUCUGAAACCCUGCAUUUUGAUGAACAGGUUGCUGAAUGGAAUGGACUUUUAAUCCAAAUGGUAUCUUCUGUUGCAGUAGCUAGUGCAGGUAAAAAUAAUGACUGCUUUCAGAGGUUUAGCUGUUCUCAGAUAAGACCCAAACCAUUAUGUGAUAUGGCAUGGUAAUGUCAGUUUUAAGGAUUCAGGCAGAGAUCCAGAGAUUGAAGGCUCUGUAGGGGAUCUUGAAUUCAACAUCUUUAUUAAGGCUGGCAUGAGUGUAUCCAUGUGAGUUACAACAAUGCAGAUGCUUGUUUAUCCCAACCCACUAUAGUGGGUGAUGUAGCAGCAUUAUUUGAUGCAAUUAAUUAAUAAGGCUGCACCAAGUAUACGGGUUACAUUACUGAUUAGUACUCUCUUUUUCCCUUUAUAGAUAACAAAACAAUGGAACAAUUUGAAGAUCACCUAUCUCUUCAACAAAAAAAAAGGUGUAUCAUUCAGCAUGGGCCAUCAAGGACACAAUCUGCAAACCAACUAA
Molecule: messenger RNA, 2732 nt
Organism: Podarcis lilfordi (Lilford's wall lizard)
Lineage: Eukaryota; Metazoa; Chordata; Lepidosauria; Squamata; Lacertidae
Source: the annotation of a GenBank genome assembly